CCUCACAACCUAUAAAUAUAAUUCACCCAACCAAGUUCUCUCCACCUUCAGCAAUCAACAUACUUGCAUUUGCAUAUCAUUCACUCUCUUCCCGUUCCUUUCACAACUUGUUUAUCAUUAAAGGCUAAACCACACAUCCACAACUUUGCACUGCCAUUUCCAUUCAUAAGUUAUAUAUAUAUAAUGGCCAGAAGAGGAGGACACGUGCAUGUAAUGCUCUCUAGCAUGGUUCUAAUCCUCUCCGUUUUGCCAUGGGCCUCGGCAUCUCUGAAGGUGGAUUUCUAUAAAACUUCGUGUCCAUCUGCAGAGGCAAUAGUGAGAAGAGCUGUGAACAAAGCAGUUUCUCUGAACCCGGGCAUCGCUGCUGGUUUGAUCAGAAUGCAUUUUCAUGAUUGUUUUGUCAGGGGUUGUGAUGGUUCAGUAUUGUUAGAAUCCACACCGGGAAAUCCAUCAGAGAGAGAACACCCAGCUAACAACCCAAGUUUACGAGGCUUCGAAGUCAUCGAAGAGGCUAAGGCCCAAAUAGAAGCAGAGUGUCCUCACACUGUGUCGUGCGCAGACAUUCUUGCUUUUGCUGCUCGAGACAGCGCUAACAAAGUUGGGGGCAUAAAGUACGAGGUUCCAGCUGGACGCAGAGACGGUCGUGUCUCUAUAAGAGACGAAGCGUCACAACUGCCUCGUCCAACCUUUAACGCAAAGGAGCUUAUUAGUAACUUCGAACAAAAAGGGUUGUCUGCAGAUGAAAUGGUAACACUCUCUGGAGCGCAUUCUGUUGGUGUCUCACACUGUUCCUCCUUCUCCGAUCGCUUGUACUCUUCCAAUGCUACCUUUGCUCAGGAUCCCUCUAUGGACCCCAACUUUGCUUCGUCCUUGAAAAACAAGUGUCCACCACGGAGCAAUGAUGAUAACACAGUGGUGCUGGAUGCUUCCACCCCGAACCGUUUGGACAACAAGUACUACACGGGACUCAAGAACCAUCGUGGUCUGUUGACCUCAGAUCAGACGUUGAUGACCAGCCCCUCAACGAGGCCAAUGGUGCUGACCAAUGCAAAACAUGCUUCAAUUUGGGCACGUAAGUUUGCUAAGGCAAUGGUGCAUAUGGGUUCCAUUGAUGUGCUAACCGGCUCACAAGGCGAGAUCAGGACUCGUUGCAGCGUCCUUAAUUAACUCUCCACAUGCUUAAUCCCUUCUGCUAAAACUCCUUUUAUUCAAUUGUUCAUACCUGCAAAUAUAUAUGUCUUCUUUAUUUAUAAUUUUUUUUUUUUGGAUAUAAUGUGAUUGAUUCAUUCUUUGAUUUGUACUGUUCGGCCUUGGCCAAUUCAAUUGUAUAUUUUUAACUCAGUCAAAUAAACACAUGAAGAAUUAUGUUGGAUUCCCUAAAAGAUGUCUGCUUAC
This is a messenger RNA of Cajanus cajan (pigeon pea), 1395 nucleotides long. RefSeq names its product peroxidase 5. The record is from RefSeq and is a predicted model, not a curated record. Lineage: Eukaryota; Viridiplantae; Streptophyta; Magnoliopsida; Fabales; Fabaceae. Gene Ontology annotation, molecular function: peroxidase activity; heme binding. Gene Ontology annotation, biological process: response to oxidative stress; hydrogen peroxide catabolic process.